AUGACUGAGGAGCGUGUCAUUACGAGGAAGCGCAAACGCGCUCCAGGUAUCACGACCACGGAGCCGCAAUCCCAGCCGCAGAUUGAGACACUGCCUCGGUCUUCACCAGGGUCUUCACCUCAACCCCUCGUUCGAGUGCUGCGUAAACGUCCUGGAAAGAUCGUACCAGAAAGGGCUAGAUCUGAGAGUCCCGACCCUAUCGCAAACUUGUACGAUGACCAUUCGCGAACGGCGUCGCCUGAACCUGUCAGUCCCCCGAUCACAGCUUUGGGCCACAUGGACUCCUCCUUUACUAUUGCGGCAACCUCAGAUUACGACGAGUUACCUUCUUCAGAGCCUGGACCUAUAGAGCACUCGUCAGACCCUUUAACCAUCGAGCAAAUGCUUCGUCGCCUGACCGGCAAAGCCAAUCUGAAUCCGACGCGGUCUCGAAAGAGCUCCAAGCGCCGACGCCUAUCUGGUCCUGGACCCCCGAGAUCACUCGAAGCUUCUAGCGCCACUCGUCGCAAAGGGAAGAAUGCGAAUUCUCGCCCUGUAGGCUUCUCUGACCGGCUACUCAUGGCGGCCGCGACAUCUGGAGUCGAGCUUGCGGACGACGCACCCUGUCUACCGGCGGAUGGGCGUAAACCCCUUCCAUUCUGUAGAGUAGCGAUAGACGAGACUGCGCGCUCCUUGAAAACACCGUUACAAGAGAAUCGGCGCUCCACGGCCAACGCCAGCAAUACACAAGCUGGCUCUUCACGCAAUAAGGUAUCAUCCAAACGCGUACCCGGACUAAAGCCCAAGCCGCUUGAGCUCGUGCCACUGCGAGAACCAUCUGUCAUUCGCAAGGCCAAGCACGGCAACAGACGCUGA
This is a messenger RNA of Peniophora sp. CBMAI 1063, 855 nucleotides long. Lineage: Eukaryota; Fungi; Basidiomycota; Agaricomycetes; Russulales; Peniophoraceae. The record is from the annotation of a GenBank genome assembly.